Cyclocybe aegerita is the source of this 4824-nucleotide messenger RNA. The record is from the annotation of a GenBank genome assembly. NCBI's taxonomy places the organism in Eukaryota, Fungi, Basidiomycota, Agaricomycetes, Agaricales, Hemipholiotaceae.
AUGUCGGAUCAUAGGCUGUCUCUGAGUGCUGAGGCGGCGCGUUCUGCGGCUGAACAGGCAGAAUUUAAUGCCAGGAAAUGGGUCUGGGUUCCCGAUGUCAGGGAAGGGUACCUUGCCGGAUAUGUGAAUAGUGAGGAUGAAGACUCCGCAGAGGUCAUAAUGAGAGAUGGAAAAGAGACGCGGAGAGUACCCUUUGAGCAAUUGUUCAAGAUGAACCCUCCGAAGUUCGAUAGAGUAGAAGACAUUGCAGACCUUACAUUCCUCAACGAAGCCAGUGUGGUGCACAAUUUACGUCUGAGAUAUGGCUCAGAAGCUAUCUAUACGUACUCAGGCCUUUUCCUUGUUGCCAUUAAUCCGUAUCAGAGUUUGCCACUUUAUUCUGACGCCGUCAUCCAACAAUAUCGAGGGAAACGACGUGAUGAAAAUCCUCCUCACGUUUUCGCAGUUGCUGAACGGGCUUGGAUCAAUAUGGGAGAGGAGCGCGAGAACCAGAGCAUCCUUAUAACCGGAGAGUCUGGCGCUGGGAAAACAGAAAGCACAAAGAAAGUUAUCCAAUAUCUUGCAGCCAUCGCAACCGACGUCCAUCCAACCCCCGGCCAUUCAAGAUCUAACACAUUGGCUCGUAUUCCAUCUUCUUCGGGAUUGGCCCGCAAAAAUUCGAUUGUCCGCAAGGGCCAAAUGUCUGCGUCGGGAAGUGGCUCUCAUUUGACGGCGAAGGGUCGACUCGGUCUCCUAGAACGGCAGAUCCUGCAAGCCAACCCAAUAUUGGAAGCCUUCGGCAAUGCACAAACGCAACGCAACAACAAUUCAAGUCGUUUCGGCAAAUUUGUGCGGAUUAUGUUCGCUCCCGACGGCAGCAUCGCGGGGGCAAACAUUGACUGGUAUUUAUUGGAGAAGAGUCGGGUCGUUUAUAGAAACGAGGCAGAGCGGAGCUUUCAUGUUUUCUAUCAGCUGUUGGCCGGUGGAGGGGACUUGAAGGAGGAAUUGCUCCUCGAUGGAGAGGUCGAAGAUUACGAAUACCUCAACAAGAGUCGGAGAGAAGUCGAUGGCGUGGAUGAUAUAGAGGAAUGGCUUGCCUUGAAGAACGCGUUAGACGUCGUUGGGUUCGAUCCCUCUGAGCAAUUCGACCUCUUCCGCAUUGUGGCAGCUAUCCUUCACAUCGGCAACAUUGAAAUCCUCUCCUCACGGUCAGACGAUGCCACGAUGCCCGAUACUUCCCAAGCCGAACGUGUUUGCCAUCUCCUCGGGCUCCCUAUUGCUGAAUUUAUUCGCGCAAUUCUUCGGCCACAAUCUCUUGCUGGUGGCCACGAAUGGGUCACCAGCGCGCGAACAAGGCAGCAAGCCCUAGACGAACUUUCCUCCCUUUGCAAGACAUUAUAUGAGAGGUCCUUUGGAGCUCUCGUGGACCGGGUUAACCGUGCUCUCGAUCGACCAUCUUCCAAGUCGACUUUCAUCGGUGUGCUCGAUAUCGCUGGGUUCGAGAUCUUCGAAGUCAAUGGCUACGAACAACUUCUGAUCAACUACACCAACGAGAAACUGCAACAGUUCUUCAAUCACCACAUGUUUGUUCUCGAACAGGAAGAAUAUGCUCGAGAGAACAUUCACUGGGACUACGUCAACUUUGGCCUGGAUCUGCAACCCACUAUUGACUUGAUCGAAGCCAGUGGCAAUGUCAUCGGCAUCCUGAGCUUCCUGGACGAGGAGUGUAUAAUGCCAAACGGAGAUGACCAGACUUUCACGGCGAAGUUGAGGGCCAAGUGGGGUGGACGGAACAACGAGCAAGAUUGGCAUCCCGGCAAGGAGAAAUUCGAGACCACAGCCCGUAUGAAACAGGGUUUCAUCAUUCAUCAUUAUGCUGCGAAGGUGGAAUAUCGCACGGAUGGUUGGCUCGAGAAAAACAAGGACCCGCUCAAUGACAACAUCACCCGCGUCCUGGCUGCCUCAAGUGACAGAUAUGUGGCCGCUCUGUUUUCUGACUAUGCAGAUCUUCCCAACGUACCUCUCACUGUGGGCAAGAAGCGUGCACUCAAGAAGGGUGCAUUCCGCACUGUUGCUCAAAGACACAAAGAGCAGCUUGCGAGCUUGAUGACGCAACUCAGAUCAACUCAGCCCCACUUCGUUCGUUGCAUCGUUCCAAACAAUUUGAAGAAACCAGGCCGCAUGGAUGUACCCCUCGUUUUAGACCAGCUGCGGUGCAACGGUGUUCUGGAGGGCAUUCGAAUUGCUCGCCUUGGUUAUCCCAAUCGUCUUCCGUUCAUAGAAUUCCGCCAGCGCUACGAGAUCCUUACCCCAGGCAUCCUUCCGAAAGGAUACAUGGAUGGUCGCGAGGCGUGUAGGCGCAUGGUCAAUUGUCUGGAACUGGACGACACAAUUUUCAAGUUGGGCACCUCGAAGAUCUUCUUCAAGGCUGGUGUUCUCGCCGAACUGGAAGAACGACGCGAUGCCUUAUUGUUCGACAUCUUCUCGAGGCUUCAGUCUGCUGCCAGGAUGUACACAACGAGGAGGCAGAUGAAGAAGAUCUUGAAUCGCGCAAACGCUGUAAGGACCAUUCAAAGGAAUGCGAGGGUCUACGGAGAGCUCCGAGAGUGGCCCUGGUGGCAGCUGUAUACAAAGGUCCGGCCUCUCCUUGCAGCGACUCGGAAUGACGAGGAACUUCGCCAGAAAGAGAUGGAACUUGCGCUUGUCCGAGAACGCGCAGAAAGAGACAAGCAGGAGCGCGAAGCUCUUGAGAAGCUCAAGAUGGCUCUCGAGUCCGAGAAGAGGAAGGUUGAGGACGACCUCGAGGCAGAACGUGCCCUCACACUCGACAAGGAAGCCUUGCUUGAGAGAAGCAAGCAGAGAGAAGCCGAACUCGAGGAGGAGAUAGACGCCCUGCAGCAAGAUAUUGCAACUCUUGAUUCACAGUUAUCCCGGGCAAUGAGCCUACAGAAGGAGAGUGAAGAGAAAUACGAGAAGCUCCGCGAAGUAUUUGACGAAGCUGCUGACCACCUUGUUCGCCUGGAGAAAGAGGAGAAGGCUUGGGACACAAGGGAAAUCGAGCUCAGUAAAGAGUUGAAGAAGGCGCAGGAGGAGAUUGAAGCACUUCAGGCUGACCUUGACCAGGUGCAGAAAGUCUCGGAGGAGUUGAGGACUCUGAACAUCCAACGCGAGGAGGAUCUGGCCAGGACCAAGAAGAGGACCGAUACGACCGUUAAGGAGCUGCGCGGAAAGUUGGAGGUUGAAGCCCGAAAUAAAGAACUGCUCAAGGACAAGGCCGAUCAAUUCGAAAACGAGAGCCGCCAGGCGAAGGAACAACUUGCUGAGUUAGGGAGGACCGCGACAGAGUACUCCAAUAUGAUUCAGAGGAAGGAGGAACAAAUCACCCUCUUGACCAACCAACUCGAUGCUCUCAAGACGGAGCGCGAUAUGGCAGCGAACGAAAUCAUGGAGUUGAAGGCCGACCUCGAUACACUUGAUGGCCAGCUUACUGUGGAGAGGCAGGAUCAUGCCGCUGACCUUGCUCUAAAGAGGAAACUCCAGGAAGAACGGGAUGAACUUCGCCAACUCUUGGCCACCAAGGCCUCGGAGGAGACACGGAGGUCGGAAGCGGAGAAGAGCAAAGAACUCGAGCUCGCCGACCUACGCACCCACACGACCAAACUACAACAAGAGCUGUCUGACCAUCGACGCAAUGCCCUGGAAAGUCUGAAUAAGGCGAAGCUUGAGCUCGAUCAAAUUGCUAGGGAUCAUGCAACCUUGCUGCAGAGUCACAACUCUCUGUUGGACCAAGAACGCGCCGCUCAGGCGCAACUGACCAAAGUUAGGGCUGACCUUUCCGAAUUGGAAAAGGCACGACGAACAUUGGAGUCCGAAUUGCUGUCAGCUAGAAGUCGUCAACAUGAGGCUGAGGGCGAAGUUGCCGAAGCUCAACGUACCAAACAGAGCCUUGAACGUCAACUUACUAUGGCGCAAGACAAAUAUCGUGACUUCGAAGAUGCCAUUCUCGCAUUAGAGCGCGAACAGACGACACGGGUUGCCGAUUUGGACGACUUGCGCAAGCAACUAUCAAUCGAGGUUGCGAAACGCUCUCAGCUCGAGAAAACGACGUCUACUCAGAAGGCUGCAAUGACCAAACUCAAGGAGCAGAAUGUCGCUCUCGAACGGGAUCUGAACAAGGCACUAAAUGAUUUGAAGGCGAGGGAGUGGGAAGUCAAACAGCUAACCUCCAAGCAAGACAAAACCAUCGUUGAGCAUGUCCACGUCCUCGAGGAAGCAAAACGUGUCACAGACCGACAACUGGAUGAAGCCAAACAACAACUCGAACGUAAUGCAGCCCAUAUCAAGUCUCUCCAGGUUGCCAAGUUGAAGAUGAGCGGAGAAUUCGAGGAUCUAGGUCUCAAAUAUGAACGCGAGCUAAGGUUGAAGGAGCAAGAGAUCAAGGCGCAGGAAAAGAAGCUAUCUGAGAUGCGGGCGAAUCUUGACAAGGAACAAAAGGCCAAGGAGGAAGCUCAACUGCACGCCCAUCGCGUCCAAACAGUGCUCCAACAAAAUAAUCGCCAAAACGACGAGCUCUCUGAAAAGCUCGUUGCCGUCCAGCGUUCGAAGGAUGCACUGGAAGAUGAAUUGGAAAGAUUGGUUCAUGAAACCGGCGCCGAUGAUUCCUUGGCGAAAUUCCAGCGGGACUAUGAAUCGCGGAUUGCGCAGCUCGAGAAUCAGCUGGAUGAAUCAGAGAUGGCGACGGCGACGGCUUCCAAGAUCCGCGACCAAAUCGAAAGGCAACACGCCGACAUCCGCCAGUUGAUCCUGUCUACCAGCCUGCAGACCCCAACUUCCACUCGAAGUUAA